This is a messenger RNA of Cydia fagiglandana, 8662 nucleotides long. Its product is annotated as segmentation protein cap'n'collar-like. Lineage: Eukaryota; Metazoa; Arthropoda; Insecta; Lepidoptera; Tortricidae. Gene Ontology annotation, molecular function: DNA-binding transcription factor activity, RNA polymerase II-specific; RNA polymerase II cis-regulatory region sequence-specific DNA binding. Gene Ontology annotation, cellular component: nucleus. The record is from RefSeq and is a predicted model, not a curated record. The transcript has 24 exons. Bases 565 to 3771 code for a protein of 1068 amino acids. Gene Ontology annotation, biological process: regulation of transcription by RNA polymerase II.
UCGGAAGUCAGUUGCAAAACGAUUUCGCUAUCGUCAAGUAUUGUGGUUAGUGCGGUUAUGUGCAGUGAUAACUUGAAAAAUAUUGUUGAAAUCAUUGUUUCGUAUCAGUUUAUUUAAAUUUGGAUGUUCUUUUGGUGUUUGGACUGCGAACCGGCAACAUAGAAGAGUGGAUUUCAGUGCGUUUCUCUUGUUAAGUGACAGUGAAAUUGCAGGUCACAUUAAACUCCGAUUCUAGCUGUUUUUUCCACCGAAUCUUACCUGUCUGUGUAAGUUUGGAAGACUAUCGAAGAAAUCUCCCAAUCUUCUGGCUCCAUACCAGAAUAACUAACUCAGUGAUUCAGUGAUGUAUUCCAACAUGGCGGCCGCAGUGACAGACGCGAGAACCGUCAAGUGAGUGACGCAAGAUGUCACCGGACAAACGCAAAAGGAGGAGAGAAGAUAGAAAAAAAAGGACUUGCCGUUAGUUUUUAAUAAAGUAUAAUAUAACAAUGAUCUCACAGUAUUUAUAGUGCUCAAGCUUUAAGACUGAUAGACUUUUUAAUACGGUAACUUGCAAAAGAAACGAUGAUCGCGUUGAAGAAGCUCUAUGGUGACGAGUUGCUUCGUCUGGCUCUGGUGCUGAGUCUUCUCAAAGUGGAUCCGAACGACUAUUUAGAAUCGGAGACUCAGCAGCUCUUAGCCGGGCUCCACAUCUCCAACGGAUCCGACUGGGGCGACCAGGAAGCGAGAACUCUCAUCAGACCGAGAUUCGUCCACCCGAAAUCUCUGGACAACAUACUGAUCAACUACGAAAGACAACUGUUCGAGGAACUGAACUCGCUCGGUCGAUACGGGAGCUCGUUCACCGAAAACAAUAUCCAGUGGAAUAAUCGGGGCCCUGUUUUGCAUACAUACUUAGUGAAUAAUGUGGCGACGGACACAGUAGUGCCCGAGCUCGCGGCGGGGAACGACACGAGCGACGGCGUGUCCGCCGACGACAAUGUCGCACAGGAGGUCAAAGUUGAAGACGUAGAGAGAGACACACCCGACGUCGUCGUCACUCUCUCCGCCGACUACUUCAACAACAGAACAGAAGAAGAACACACGAAACCUGAUUCUGAUGAAGACACAAAAGUUGACUUUGAAGCUUUCGAGGAAACGCCGAGUAGGAGAGCGGAGGCAGACAUCUUUGAAGAAAUAGCGACACGCACUUUUGAUGUCAACGACUUCUUCCAAUCUGAAGAGAUGCAGAUCAAAAAGGAACCCGAAGAGGUGCUGGAGGUCAGAGUUAAGAAGGAACAAGAAGAUCUGUACGACGAUAAUGCUAUGGACGAAUUCGUUCCUUACUUCACGGCUAAAGCAGAGAAAUUCCAAUAUGGAGAACCCAACUCUGUCUUUGACCAAAACCUUGCUGAUCUUCAAGACUAUGGCGAUAUUUUCGAAGACGUAAAAGAACUGAGGAACUUGGAAUAUCUAGACGUGAAACAGCAACAGGAUAACCUAGAACAGUAUCUCAUGGAAAACACGCCUUUAGAUACAGAAGUGUAUCAGCCGAUGUUUGACGACGACGAGCUGGUUUUGGGCGUGAAGAGGGAGCGAGCCAGCACGAGCUUCACGUCGGCUAGUUCCAGUGGUGUGAGUGAGAUGGACGUGGCGUCGCCGCCGCCGAACGUGAAGCUGGAGCCUGAUGAGGGGCAUCACAGUGGAGACGAGCUCACGCAAGAGGACAUGGAUCUCAUCGAGGUGCUGUGGAAGCAGGACGUCGAUAUGGGCUUCUCGCUCGAGGAUCCCAUACAACCGUCGGCUCCGCACGCUACCAAGGUGGAGCUCGGAGACGAGAUCGACAAGGAACUGAAGAUCGCAGAAGAGAAGAUCCAGCAGAAGAAAGAAGAUAUCGAGAAGGUGAAGGCCUCGCUGCUCAACCCUGAUGAUAAGGAGGAUGACCCCUGGGCUGGCCUCUCCUACACCGUCGACACCGAGACCGGUGAAUACCUGCUUCAGGGUGAGCUGCCCCGCGAGCUCGUCAGCGGGGAGUCCCUGGAGCUUCUGGAGGAGGCGCUCCAGCUGGUGGAACUAGGAGACGAGGCCAAGGAUGAUCAGCCACAGGCGGUAGAGGGCAGCAGCAGCGACAGCGCCAUGCUGCACCCGGCGAUGCGGCAUGUGCCGCACCAUCUCGCCCACUACCAGCACCAGUCGCUGAUGCGGACCAUGUCGGUGGAGCAGCGGUGGCAGGACCUGGCCUCGCUGCUGACCAUACCCCCGCCGCCCGAGCAGUACCAGCACUACCAGCACCACAACCAGCACCACAACAUCAGCGCGCAUGCUCACGCGCACGGCGCUGGUGGCUACGCGCACAACUACCAUGCGCCCAUCGCGCCCAUCCCCGACAAGCACCCUGACGCCUAUGGCGCGGCAGCCACGCCGCUUGAAGGCGCCUACAAGGCGGAGGCCCAUCACCCGCAACACGACAACAUCUACUACCAGAAUGGCACCGGCGAGAUGCCGCCUCCGCCAGCUUCGGAUGGCUUCCUGCAGUCCAUCCUUAACGACGAGGACCUGCAACUCAUGGACAUGGCGAUGAACGAAGGCAUGUACACGAUGCGUAUGCUGGACGGGGCCGCGGGGGGCCACCACGCGCCCCACAACCACUCCCACAUGAUGAUCGCCGAGCGAGACUCGGCGUCCGAUAGCGCCGUCUCAUCCAUGGGCUCGGAGCGCGUGCCAUCUCUUUCUGACGGCGAGUGGUGCGACGGCAGCGACUCUGCGCAGGAGUUCCACAGCUCAAAGUUCCGGCCUUACGACGGCUCGUACGGACGCGAGCGCUCGCACCAACCGCAGAAGAAACACCACAUGUUCGGCAAACGGUGCUUCCAGGAACAAAACCAACCAGCGCCAUCUAUGGAGACCCUGACGCCGCGGCCGGCGGUCGUCAAGUACGAAUGCCCGGAGCAGGCGUACGCGCACGAAAACAUGCAUAUGCACAACGUGGAGUUCGGCGCGCGGCAGCUGGCGCACGCGCACCCCGCGCCCGCGCCGGCGCCCGUGCCCGCCGUGGCGCCCGCCCUGGACCUCAACACCGCGCAUUCCAGCCACGCUUUACUGCAGAAUGGUUUAGCAGCCGGUCCGGCGCGGUACGCGUACGCGACGCCGGAGCGCGUGCGCCACAACCACACCUACUCCGCGCCCGGCCUCCAGCCCGAGCGGCCCGCCACCCGGGACAAGCGAGUUCGCCGGUUGACGGACGGCAGCGUGUCGGACGGCGGGUCGUGCGCCGGCGCCGGGCACCUGUCGCGAGACGAGAAGCGCGCCAAGGCGCUCGGUAUGUAUGGCAUACCCAUGGAAGUCCACGACAUAAUAAAUCUGCCGAUGGACGAGUUCAACGAGCGGUUGUCCAAACACGACUUGAGCGAAGCACAGUUAUCGCUUAUACGGGACAUACGGCGCCGAGGCAAGAACAAGGUGGCAGCCCAAAACUGCCGGAAACGCAAACUGGACCAGAUCACAUCGCUGGCGGACGAGGUGCGCACCGUGCGCGACCGCAAGGUGCGCACGCAGCGCGACCACCACACGCUCACGGCCGAGAGGCAGCGCGUGAAGGAACGCUUCGCCGCGCUCUACAGACACGUGUUCCAAAAUCUCCGCGACGCCGAGGGCAGGCCGCUGUCGUCAGCCCAGUACUCGCUGCAGCAGGCCGCCGACGGAAACGUCGUGCUUGUACCCAAGAUGCAGCACGACCACCCGAUGAACCGGUCCUCGGAGGACGACAUGGACCGCAAGAAACACUACGAGUGACAGUCGGGCUGGUAGCAGACAGACAGACGGACAGACACCGAUACGCGCUACAGCCACGCGUUCAUAAUGAGUUAGCAGCGUUUAUACCUCGUUGAGUGACUGACAUAUUCCAAAAUUAAAAAAAAAACAAAGGGUCGCACUCCGGGAGUGCCGGCAGAAGUGAAAACUCAAUGGCAUUGUAACAGAUUUUCGAUCAGGUCACGUGUACGUCUUACGAAUAUUACGGUCACGUGACCUGUCGCGAGUUUAACAUUUUUUCCCUAUCACAAAAAGUGCACAGCGCCGCUAAAGAAGUUUUCACUUCAAAAACAAUACAUUAACGUAUUUUGGAUUGUGUCACCAUUUUUGAACUGUACGGCAAAUAUAAUAAAUAAUACUUACAACAAUGACACAUUAGAAUUAAAAACAUUGCUGCUAUAGUAGUCGUACUGAUAUCAACUGGCUACUGAGGUCAUUAUGCCAUCUCUUUCACUCUUAGUUGGUCUUAACAAGAGUAAAGCAGAAAGCAUUAUGACCUCAGUCGCCAAUUGGUAUUGCGGUGAGUAUAACGCCAAGUGGAUUAAUAUGAUUUAUUUUAACUAACACAUUGUAGUUAGUUAUAGAUAUAUAAGACGCGUUGUAUACUUGUAUUCGAACAACAAUAUACAAAAAUUGUCUGUCUAAUGUCGCGUGUGGUACUGUCAUUAUACUCAAAAAAGAAAUAUGGAAUGAAAAUACGAUAUAUUGAGAUAAAAAGUCUAAAAAGACUCGAUAAAAAAUUGUCACAUUUACUCAAUAUUUCGUGUUUCUUUCCUGCUAAGAAAAAACUGUCUAAUUGACAGUUAUUUUAUACCUGAAUCUAAGUCUAACAAAAGUAAUAACAUCAGAAAAUAUCCAACACGUGAAACAAAUAUUAUAUGAAGACAAUUAAUAACAACUACAUUUGAAUGUCGACCUUACGAUUAAAGAGAUAAGGUUGAAUGUCACGUGGGCUUCGAUAAUUUGUAUAAACAUAUAAAAACUCACAGAAUCAGUACUCAAAAUGAAGAAUAGACUUAUCAAGGGAUCUACAAAAUAUUUAUAUAAUCAUUUUGCCUCUUUUACAUAUUUUUUAAAUCACAUGUUAAAGAGACAAAUGAAAAAAUCACAUGAUAAGUUUUUUUUCUUAAAAGAAACAAGUGUCUCUGACACUAAAUAUUAUGUAAACGUGAACAUUUGAACAACUUAAUAUAACUUUAAUAAUGUCAGUAUGCCUCUUACUCUCAUGAAAUAUGUUAGAAUUAGGGAAUGCAAAUCGGUUAUUUUUUGUAUGGAAAUAAUCGGUUUUUAACCGAAACCGCGGUCAUUUCCAUACAAAAAAUAACCGAUUUGCAUUCCCUAGUUAGAAUGAGACAUUGAACUGACAUUAGGUAUUACUGACUUGAAAACUUGUAUUAGUUUUUUGUUUAUAGUUCGUUAUUUAGCAUUAGAAAAAAACUACGUCAUCUUGUGGUGCCUUUUAUUUGAAAAACGCUUUUUAUAAAUCAGUAACUAUUACUUAUGAAAGCAAAAUAAUGUAAAUAAUCGUAUAUGAUUCAUAAUUGUUACAUAUUUGCCGUGACUUCUUUUUCAAAAGUGUUUUUCAUUAAAAAGACACGUUAAGAUUGUUUACCUUUUUUCUGAUGCUAAAAAAUGGACUAUAAUGGGAAACCAGUGAAGUUGUGUUGAACAUGAAAUAACAAUACAACACAAAAUUGUUGUAUUUUUGUGAAUCUGUGCUUCAUUCCGAUAGGUAUUUUAAGAAAGGUGAACAAUGUUUUAAAUAAUGACAUAAUUCAUAUGAUAUUUUUACAUUUGAAUUGUGUCUAGCAUAUUUAAGCAGGCGAAUCUAAUAAGAUGCUAUAGUGACAUCUAUGUAUUGAUUUACACUUUUGUUUCUGUUUAAAUAAAUGGUAUGUUUGUUUGUCCUCAUAUCUAACUGAAUAUAACAAACUUAUUUUUCACUACGUAUAAGGUUAACUUUGUAUAAUCAUCGCUAACCAACGCUUUUUCAUCACCGUGUAAAUGAAAAAAAAAAUGUGAUAGAAAGAUUCCAUUUUUAUUUAGUUUCAAAUUAGAUUUUUAGGUUCAAGCUGAUUGCCUAUUCUCUAGAGCUUGGCCUGUUUUUUUGCUUACCAUAAAUGACUGAUAAAAUAAAAAAAUAGAUUAAAAAUAAAAAAAUCAUGGUGUCUCUGACGCCGGCGCGUUGCAAUAAGUAAUAUAGUUUGGCAAGCCAUUUCGGUCAGUAGAAAAAGGCGGCAAAUUUAAAAUUUAUAGGCGCGUAGUGUUCCCUAUAGAAAAUUUGUAUUUCGCGCCUUUUUCUACUGACAAUAUGGGUUUGCCGGAUACAAUAGUUUGUAAACACUUUUUGUAAUAUAUUUUCUUUAUAAGUUGUUUAUUUAUGUAUAAAAUAAUUAAAUAAAAAAAUAAAAAUAGUAAGUAUCUGAUUGUUUUUGUGAAAAGGUUUUGUUUAAACCCGUUUUGGAAGAAAGUACAAAAUUAAAGGCAUGUGUACAUAUGAGUUUAUAUGAAUAUUGCAAAGUGCCCCUUUACCACGGCUUGUGUCAGUAGGUUCUUAAAAUAUAGAAUAGUCUAUGGUCUUAGGAGCUAUUACUUGAGUAACGUGUCUACAGAUCUGUAACGGUAUUUUGAAGUUGAUCAUUUGUUUAUUUUUCGUGAUCUUUUGAAAUGUCGUCACCGAUUGAAAACAUUUCAAAGACAAUACCAAAAAAAAGCUUUAAAACAAAUCGUGCCUACCUCUAAUAAUAAGAGUGGGGUACUCAAAAAUAUUUCAAUGAAAUAAAAAAAAAUAUUUAUUUUAUGUCUAUGGAGAAAGUGUUACCAUUUAAAAUAAAAAAAUGUUUCGUUGUCUUUGAAUUGUUGUUCAAUCGAGCAAAGAUUGAAGAAUGGUGCGAAUAGAGUAGCCAUCGCUUUGUCAAAUAUAUUUUUAAUAAUAAAUGUGUAGGCGGGUACUGCAUUUCACGAUUUAUUUUUAAUUUACCGUUAGGUAAAGGCUGUGGGUAGCUUUUUGUUUUGCCGGCAAACGUCAAAAGUUUUAGGUUAUGUCGCUUUUGGCGCGAUUUGUGGCUGAAGUGAAAAAAAGUUAGCAAACAGUGCUAGAGUCACAGUAAAAUGAAGACUAACCCUUUUCAGGCUUAGUAAGAUGUAUCAGCCACAUGCGAUUCAUUAAAUUGUAACCUUAGCUCUCAGAUUUAAGGUUCAAAUUACACUGUACUUUGGCAAAUACUACCUGGUUUCGUGAUCACCAAAGUGAUGAUUGUAAAAAUUAGGUACUGUCUGAAAAAGGGUUUGAUCUGUGUUAUUGAAAAUUUGUAAGGUAAGUUAUAUUACUUAUUUAUUCCAAGUUGGCUUAGUUAUUUAAUCAGUACAACAAAUAUUUUUACGUUUAAUAAAUAUAAUUAACGCUUUAGUUCUAACCCAAGUUAACACGGAACAAUAAACAAUAGCGUAUUUUUUAAACUUAUAAGGAUUUAAUGAAAUAAACCUAAUAUUGUCAAUAUUUUUUUCUCCAAUAUGCUCGGAAAUGUUCACCUUACUGUAGCAAAAAUACUACGGGAAGUUCUUCGUUAAUGUCAAACUCUAAUUAAAAAACAUCAAACUAUCGCUGUCCUGUUCUAGCGGACGGGAAGUAAAAAAACACUACAGUAAUAACUUAUUACUGUAGUGUUUUUUACUUUUUAAUAAUAAAAAACCGGGCAAGUGCGAGUCGGACUCGCGAACGAAGGGUUCCGUACCAUAAUGCAAAAAAAAAACAAAAAAAAGCAAAAAGAAAACGGUCACCCAUCCAAGUACUGACCCCUCCCGACGUUGCUUAACUUUGGUCAAAAAUCACGUUUGUUGUAUGGGAGCCCCAUUUAAAUCUUUAUUUUAUUCUGUUUUUAGUAUUUGUUGUUAUAGCGGCAACAGAAAUACAUCAUCUGUGAAAAUUUCAACUGUCUAGCUAUCACGGUUCGUGAGAUACAGCCUGGUGACAGACGGACGGACGGACGGACAGUCCCGUUUUACCCUUUGGGUACGGAACCCUAAAAACGCAAACGGCCAAUUAUUAUUGCCGCGAGCCGCUUCUACACGACCCGAUCAGCUAUCAUUUCACGUGUAUGAUCGUGCGAAUACUGCUUAAUAAAAUCAAAGAUUAUUUAUAUUUUUUUUUUAAAUCUCAUCCGUGUGCAUAAAGCUUAUAUAGUUUGUCAAAGGACUUUCUCAUUUCAAACAUAGACAAAGAGAAUCAUACUAUCUUUGUCUUACACUAGUACUAGCACCCAAAAGAAAAGGAUGGGUAUAGUUUUCCUGGUUCUUACUGACUGAAAAGUUGGUUUGACCAACUAUAUUGCACAAUUAUAUUGAAUGAACGAAUACUGAAUGGCAGAAUAAGUUUGUAACUUUAACUUUUAAAAAUUAAUUAAAGAGGGAAAUUGUUUUUGACAUUUUGGAUGUGAAGGUUUGAUUUGAGUGAUGCUUGAUGGUUAAAUAAUAAUUAUUUUAGCUUAUUUCCUCGCAUGUUUGGAGAAAAGCACUAUAUAUGCCUCGGCAGGAAUAGCAAUUCGUGGAUUCGUCUUCUUUGUCGGACUCCGCUUCGCGUCGUCCGACAAAAUCGAAACUCAUCCACGAAUUGCCCUUUCCCGGCCUCUGCAAUAAUGUACUAUUAUGGUUUAAAGGACUCACGUCCAAGUCAUAAAACUUAAAAAAAAAACUUUAUCGCUUCUGUCGUAUGCCGGUAAAAAUCUAGAUUUCUUUUUAAAUCAUGUACCGCUAAGUCGAACUGUUGUAAUAUAUUAUGUAUGUAUAUCAUAAGGUUUUUUAUCUGUAGCCGUAAGUCGAGGAACGUAGUAUAGAGCAUUAUAACGUAAGUCUUAAUAAAAAUACGUCGAAAGUU